AAUUUUUCUAAGUAACCUAAAACCAUAACAAAACCCGCGAAAUAACUUCUUCUCUAGUAGUGAAUGAAGAAAAAGGUUUAAAAUGACUGAAUUAAAACUUGAUACACCUGAGGAAUUCCCAUUCCCGUUUACACCAUACAAAAUUCAAGAAGAUUUCAUGAAGCAACUGUACACAGCAUUGGAACAACAAAUGUGUGGCAUAUUUGAAAGUCCCACAGGAACUGGAAAAUCAUUAAGUAUUAUCUGUGGAGCAAUUAAAUGGUUGAAAGAUUACAAUGAACUCAAACAAAACUCUUUAAAAGACAAAAUAAAUGAACUUCAACAACAAAUUAAAGAGCUGCAAAGUGAAUCAACAGAUUGGUUGACUUCGCAAUCAAAAGAAAUAGAAAUAAGUAGAGAAUUACAUAAAUUGAAACUAGAAGAUAGCAAAAUUGAAGAAUAUUACAAGAAAAUCAAUGAUUUAAAGAGAAACAAGAGGAAAAUGCUGAAAAGUUUCAGUGCAUUCCAAGGGAAAGAAAAUAAAUCAAAUAAUAGUAAUAAAAUGAAUGAUUCGCAAGAUGAAAAUGUGCCUGAUGUUGAAGAUGAUGAUCUGUUACUAGAUGACGUUGUUGAAGUAAGAAAUGAAGAUGAUAUUGAAGAUGAAAUUGAAGAAAAGUACAGUCCAACAAAGAUUUAUAUUUGCAGUAGGACACAUUCACAACUGUCACAACUUGUUGGUGAAAUAAGAAAAUCACCUUAUGGGAAAGAUAUAAGAGUAGUUUCUUUAGCAUCAAGGCAAAACUACUGCAUAAAUCCAGUUGUAAAUCAUUAUAAAAAUAACGCACUAAUAAAUGAAAAAUGUUUAGAUAUGCAGAAAAACUCAAAAAACAAAGCCACCAAGGUUGAUUUACAAGGAAAAACGCUCAAAAGAAAGAAAACAGAGACAAAUUGCAAGUGUAAAUUCUUCAAACAAGAAGCAGUUGAAGAUUUGAGGGAUGCAAUCAUAUUAAAUGUAUUAGAUGUUGAGGAUUUAGUCUCAACUGGCAAAGAUUUUGCAGCGUGUCCUUAUUAUGCAAGCAGGAAAGCUGUGGAUGAUGCUGAAGUGAUUCUUGUGCCAUAUAAUACUAUUUUACACAGAGCAACAAGAGAAGCUAAUGGUAUUAAAUUGAAAGAUAAUAUUGUGAUCAUUGAUGAAGCUCACAAUCUGUUGGACGCGUUGGGACAAAUGUAUGGAGCUACCGUAACAAUUGCACAAUUACAACAUGCGCAUCAACAAUUAAAAGGGUAUAAAACAAAGUAUGGUAAGAGGUUUUCAGCUGGCAAUUUGUUGUGUAUAAAUCAACUUUUAACAAUCGUGACUGCUUUGAAGAAUGUAUUUGAUUCGCAAAAAGUGAUAGAAAACGACGGAACAAAGAUAUUUACAGUGAAUGAUUUUGUUUCACUUGCUGAAAUUGAUCAUUUUAACAUGUUUAACUUGGUUGAAUUCGUUAAAAACAGCAAAUUAUCGCAGAAAUUGCAUGGUUUUACUCUAAGAUAUUCCGAACAACCUAUUAUAAAACCAAAAGUUAAAAUAGAAACACUCGAAGAUGGAUACAAGAAAUUUCAAGAGAGUAUCAACGAAGAAUUGAAUCAAAACAAACCGAAAACAAGUAAAAGUAAAAACGCGAUAACAAAAAAAGUAAACACGGUCACAACUGCAACUACACAAACAGUUAAAAAUGUCGAAGUUAAAACACCGCAACCAGCAAACCCGUUAUUAACUAUCGUAUCAUUCCUUGAGACGCUACAAAACGUGGAAAAAGAUGGCCGCAUAUUAAUGCAUUCCUGCGCAGAGAAAAAAUUACAAUACCUGUUGCUGAAUCCAUCCUCGCACUUCUCGUCGAUCGUCAAGGACGCGCGCGCGGUGAUAGUGGCCGGCGGCACGAUGAAACCAAUUAGCGAAUUUCGCGACCGAUUGUUUAUUAAUGCCGGCACGGAUCCGGCCCGAGUAAUGCACUUCACUUGCGAUCACAUUGUUCCGCCGGAGAAUAUUCUACCGCUUGUUUUAACCGACAAUGAUUUCUUGUUUAACUAUGCGAAUCGGUUCAGUAUGGCGACACAAAUCCGACUGAUACUCACUAGCGCGUGCAGUGUUGUCAAAGGUGGGAUUGUGGUGUUUUUUCCGUCUUAUCAGUACGAGGCUUGGGUGUGGGGUCAAUUCAAAGACGUUGACUUUGGCCGGCCUGUGUUUCGCGAGCCGCAAGAAACGGGUUCCGUUGAUUUGGUACUAGAGAAUUAUCACAAAGCGAUUUAUAAGUCUAGUUUUAAAAAGGCAAUGUUAUUUAGUGUCGUGGGUGGAAAACUAAGUGAAGGUCUAAACUUUUCGGAUGAACUUGGAAGAUGCGUUAUUGUGUUUGGUUUACCUUAUGCCAACGUAAAUUCACCAGAUUUAAAAGAAAAAAUGACUUAUUUAGAUAGAAACGAGGGUUAUGGAGCAGGCAAGAAAUUUUAUGAAAAUCUCUGCAUGAAAGCAGUAAAUCAAUGUAUUGGGCGUGCAGUGAGACAUAUUAACGAUUACGCGACAGUUUUGUUAGUGGAUGUACGAUAUAAUCGACCUGCGACCAAAUCUGCGUUACCUGAUUGGAUUAAACGAUCAUUGAAGACUUGCGAACACAGCAAAGCGACAGAACUUAUGAAACAGUUCUUUGCAUCGAAAACUUAAAUCUACACCUCUAAAUCUACAAUUGUUUUGUUUAAUUGUGAAUAAAAUCAUACAAAAUAAAAAUGUA
Molecule: messenger RNA, 2747 nt
Organism: Dalotia coriaria
Lineage: Eukaryota; Metazoa; Arthropoda; Insecta; Coleoptera; Staphylinidae
Product: ATP-dependent DNA helicase DDX11
Exons: 10
Coding region: 83-2680 (865 amino acids)
Biological process (GO): nucleobase-containing compound metabolic process; establishment of sister chromatid cohesion
Cellular component (GO): nucleus
Molecular function (GO): hydrolase activity, acting on acid anhydrides, in phosphorus-containing anhydrides; DNA binding; ATP binding
Source: RefSeq, a predicted model, not a curated record